This is a messenger RNA of Colletotrichum graminicola M1.001, 552 nucleotides long. RefSeq lists its product as uncharacterized. The transcript has a single exon. NCBI's taxonomy places the organism in Eukaryota, Fungi, Ascomycota, Sordariomycetes, Glomerellales, Glomerellaceae. The record is from RefSeq and is a predicted model, not a curated record. The coding region runs from base 1 to 552 and encodes 183 amino acids.
AUGCCUUCCUCCAGCCAAAAGCCAGACCUCCCGUCCUCCCUUUCCAAGCUGUCAAUAGACAGCUCCAACAAGAAGCCCGCCGCCAAGAAGAUUAAGGAGCCGGUGGCGGAUUCCUGGGAAGAUGAGGACGUGGACGAUGAGGAGGAGGGCGGCAACGACGACGACAAAGGAGAGCGGGAGGGGACGGCGACGCCCCAGGCCGACGGCUCCAAGGCCCCGCCGCCGACCCCCAUCUCCCCGACGUACAGCGCGGCAGACCGGUCAUUCUCUCCGUACGCCGCCGCCGACCCCUCCGCCCCCUCCGCCUCUUCCUCUCCGGCGGCCAGCAGCGGCAGCAGCGGCGCCCGCAGACCGGAGAAGACGGACGCCGUGGCGCGGCGCAUGAUCGCCAGCGCCCUCGGCGUCAAGGUGCCCCGUAUGACGGAGGAGCAACGGGCCUACGACAGGGCCGUCAAGGAAAAGGAGCGCAAGCGCCGGGAGGAGGAGAAGGCUGCCGACAAGAGGCGGCUGGAGGCCGCCGAGAAGGCCAAGGCCGCCAUCUGGGAGGACUAG